Messenger RNA from Mus pahari (shrew mouse), 952 nucleotides. RefSeq lists its product as uncharacterized. Lineage: Eukaryota; Metazoa; Chordata; Mammalia; Rodentia; Muridae. The transcript is spliced from 4 exons. The record is from RefSeq and is a predicted model, not a curated record. The coding region runs from base 1 to 927 and encodes 308 amino acids.
AUGGCAGACCCUUGUGGUCUGGAGGCCUCGAAAGCCCUGCUCUGGUUUCCACUGAUGGGCGCCUCCACCAAAGAUUUCUUAUGUCUAUCUACUGCCAAGGACGUUCACAGCAGCGUUGACAGGGCAGGGCCCCCUAAUUCGGUUCAGUGCCCCGUGAAGGUCCCCAACGCGGCCAGGAAAAAACGCGAGGCAGGUCGGCGGGCGGUGCCCCGCUCCUCCCCGGGGACCGGGCACACGUGGGGCCCCGGCGCCGCCUCCCCGCGCGUCCCCACCCAGCGGGCCGCCCCCGCCGCCGAGCGGCUGGGGAUAAACCCGCCGCAGACCCGGACCCGCGUGGUGCUCGGGGAACGUGACAGCGGCGCUCGUGGCCCGGGUAACUGCCUCCCGCCCCUGCCUCAGGAUAGGAGCUGCCGCCAGGGGUCCCCUGCGCGCGUGUGCGUGCGCACGAGUGUGCGCGCGUGUCAGCGUGUGCGCGUGAACGCGCCCCUCGCGCCCUCGCACCAACCCCCAAACAGACUUGUGCCCGUCAACUGCAUCUUCCCAGACCGGUGUGGGAACAACGGCCAGGUCCACGUCCUGUGUGGUGUGCCGAUGACAGCCGCGAGGCUUCCUUCCCCAAGCGGUCGCGGGCGGGCAAGAGGCAAAGUUUGUCGGAGAAUCGGGGUGACUUUGCUCGGGGACCCGCAUCUGCGCGAAUGCGCGGUGCCGCGGAGCGCGUCUCGCAGCAGCUCCGGGCUGGGGACCGGCUGUCCCUCGCUCCCGGAACCCCUUCAGGGGUGUGUUCUGGAAAAGUGGCGACAUGAGCUAGAGCUGGAGCAGCAGGAGGGAGCAGCUCGCACCCCUGCAGCCCAGGCGGGGAGGGCGCGGACCCGGUGGUGCUGCCCUGCGGCCGCGAUGAGGGAACAACCCUGGUUUGCCUGGCGCUGAUACUCGAGGCUGUGGCGGUAGUGGA